AUAAGGAAUAGAGUGCCAUUUGGGACAUAAUUUUUCCUCAAUUGAGUGAUUGUGUAAUCUGCUAUGUUAAACUGCCUUCUGUCUGUUUCCAUAUGUCUUUGUAAAGAUGGAGUAAACGUGUAUGUAUCAUGUUGCCAGGUAGAGAUGUCUUAUAAAAUGACCCAACCAAAAUUACAGCAGGAGUAGCCGCCAGGCUACCCGAGCUGACAAGGUACAAAUCUGUUGUUCUGCCCCUGAACUGACAGUUAACCCACUGUUCCUAGGCCGUCAUUGAAAAUAAGAAUUUGUUCUGAACUGACUUGCCUAGUUAAAUAAAGGUAAAAUAAAUUCAACAUUUAAAGUCUCAUAGACUGGGGAGAGUUUAGCCAGGUACAACGUUAUGGAACGCUGCGGAUGGCAUGAAUAGAGUGGACAUGAUUCCUUAUUCUACAUGUCAGAGGCAUGGUUGUUUUAUUUUUCUCUCUGCGUGUUCUCUAACGUUGUGUACUGCUAAAUGUGCCCCAGUCUCUGUUGAGCAAAGUGAGAGCGCUGGUUUCAUCAGCAGAAAACCACGAGUCACAAGGUUUCCCAGUGACUGAAAGGGAGGGACGGGAUGCCCAUUGAAUGAAUCCCACGCUGGACAGGAUUUGAGAUCAUAUUUUGCAUGACUAAGCCUACUUUGAGUUUGUUUAGUUUCUGAAUACCAUUUUGUAGGUAAUCGUCUUCUGCCCCCGAUUGAAAGUUGUAAAACGCGUCAACAUUUUUUUUUUUUUUUACAAUAUGUACGUUAAUGUUUGUAUUUUUAUUUUAAUUACUCAUAUUUAUUUAUUACUGUUGGCGCCACCCAAAGGUUGUUUUGUGCGCGAUGACGUCAUUUGACAGUUUUGGGAGGCUAGCUUCUUGACGGAGGAACAAAGUGAAAGCACAGCGGAUGUUUUAUGUGCAACAGCCUACUAAACAAAGUUUUCCCAAUACACCUGCCACGCAACCAUCCAACAGUCUUCACCGUGAGACCUAAGAGCACGCCACACUGGCAGCAAUGUCUUAUAGUAAAGCAGACAGCUAUCGCACCCAGCCACGGGACUCCAAUACCCUCAUCCAGACAUGCAGCUCAAACAUCCAGAAGAUCACACAGAACACUGCUCAGAUAAAGAGCAUGGUGAAUCAGCUGGGGACGAGACAAGACACAAGCGAACUGCAGGACCGUCUGCAGCACAUACAGCACUUCACAAACCAGCUGGCCAAGGAGACCAACAAGCACCUGAAAGACCUGGGCUCCGUCUCACUAUCUUCAGCACCUUCAGAGCAGAGGCAACAGAAGAUCCAGAAGGACCGGCUGAUGAAUGAAUUCUCCGCUGCCCUCAACAACUUCCAGGCCGUACAGCGCCAGGCAGCACAGAAGGAGAAGGAGUCUGUGGCCAGAGCCAGAGCUGGUUCCCGUCUCUCUGCUGAAGAUGGUGCCUCUGAGGAACAGCUCGUGUCUUUUGAUAACCAAGAAGAUUGGGGUCAGACAACCACACAGACGACAGAGGAGGCCAUAACAGAAGAGGACUUGGAGCUUAUCAAGGAGAGAGAGACCAACAUCAGACAGCUGGAGUCGGACAUCUUGGAUGUGAACCAGAUCUUCAAGGAUCUAGCAGUGAUGAUCCAUGAUCAGGGAGAGAUGAUUGACAGCAUAGAGGCCAAUGUGGAGAGUGCUGAGGUCCACGUAGACCGAGGGACAGAACAGCUCCAGAGAGCCUCCUACUACCAGCAAAAGUCCCGUAAGAAGAUGUGCAUUCUGGCUAUGGUCAUGUCCAUAGUACUGACCAUACUAGGCAUCAUCAUCUGGCAAGCCACCAAAUGAGAAGAGAGACAGACAACCCUCCUCUCUUUCACAUCUUUAUUUAUUUCAUUCCCCCACCCAACCUGAAACAUCAGCCCGGGAUAGAUCCCCUCCAACCUGAAACACCAGCCCGGGAUAGAUCCCCUCCAACCUGAAACACCAGCCCGGGAUAGAUCCCCUCCAACCUGAAACACCAGCCCGGGAUAGAUCCUCCAACCUGAAACACCAGCCCGGGAUAGAUCCCCUCCAACCUGAAACACUAGCCCGGGAUAGAUCCCCUCCAACCUGAAACACUAGCCCGGGAUAGAUCCCCUCCAACCUGAAACACUAGCCCGGGAUGGAUGCCCGGAGCGAUGCCCAGCUAGCUCACUGUUGCCAGGGUCAGGGGAGUGGCAUCAGGGCAAAGGGAUGGGUCUGGGAUAUGUAACCUGACACUCCCUACCUGAGCUCAAGGCCUCCAGCUAACCUCCUGUCUCAUUUACCCUGAGACAAGGCAGUAGUAUUUCGAUUCAAAUGAAGGAGAGUAUUGGAGUAAAAUGGGGCGGGAGAGUGUGGAUUAAUAUAAAGAUAUUCUGUUUAAUUCUACUUGUGAUAUUUACUACACUAACAUUCAUUGUAUUUCCAAACACACAAUACAUAAUUGUUGUUAUAUCAUUGUUGAUUAACUAUUAUAUAUCAAAUGGGGACGGACACCGAUAAAAAAAAAAAAAAAAAAAAACUGUUGUUUUUGUAAAUUCAUCUCUGGGUUUUGUAGGGAGAUAAAUGAUUUUGGUAACCUGUACAUUUCCUGCACCUUUCUGGUAUGUAAAACAGUUUAGAGUGCCACACUCCAUUCAAGUUAUAGGAGAGGUUUCCUGAACACAGAUUGAGCCUCGAUGGCGAUUCUGCAUUGAUCUUGCAUUUUCGUCCAGGACUAGUCUUAAUCUGUGUCCGGGAAAACCACCCCAUAGUCCUUAUAUUGCUCAGGUGAGAUCAGGUUCUGAUAGUGAACCUUUUUUUAAAAACUUUUUUUUAAAUCCAACUGUCUACAUGAUAAUAACAAACUCUGGUCGUAAUAAGCCCAUUUAUUAACAUUGUUGAAGAGCAAACCUCUUAGCAGUUUCCAAAACACAGAUUAAGUUUCAAAUUAUUUGUAAUUACGUUUCCGGCACCUUAACCAUCCAUCUUUUUUUUAAAUCAUCCCGCGGUUCAAAUCUAGUUUAUAAUCCCUGUCGUAGAUGGUGUUGACUGGAUAUGAUGACCAUAGUUGUUUGAUGUGCUGUAAAACUUCAUUUAUGACUGAUGUUCUCGUUAUGAUACAAUUUUUUUGUAAUAUAUUACAAUCUUGGACUACAAACCAUUAUAAUGACAAUAUUAUAUCUGUUAAUUGCAACCAUAGUUUUAAAAACAAAACAAAAGUAAUUGUCAACCUGUUUUAUUGAUAUCUAUGGCUUCUAUCAAUAUGCUUAAAUAAAUACUCUUAAAUACAA
Molecule: messenger RNA, 3273 nt
Organism: Oncorhynchus tshawytscha (Chinook salmon)
Lineage: Eukaryota; Metazoa; Chordata; Actinopteri; Salmoniformes; Salmonidae
Gene: stx12
Product: syntaxin 12
Exons: 10
Coding region: 1019-1825 (268 amino acids)
Biological process (GO): vesicle-mediated transport; vesicle fusion; intracellular protein transport
Cellular component (GO): SNARE complex; postsynaptic recycling endosome; synaptic vesicle
Molecular function (GO): SNARE binding; SNAP receptor activity
Source: RefSeq, a predicted model, not a curated record